This is a messenger RNA of Phasianus colchicus (ring-necked pheasant), 2419 nucleotides long. RefSeq names its product macroH2A.1 histone (gene MACROH2A1). Gene Ontology annotation, molecular function: structural constituent of chromatin; DNA binding; protein heterodimerization activity. Lineage: Eukaryota; Metazoa; Chordata; Aves; Galliformes; Phasianidae. Gene Ontology annotation, cellular component: nucleosome. The record is from RefSeq and is a predicted model, not a curated record. Gene Ontology annotation, biological process: nucleosome assembly.
CUGGGAGCAGCUGGGUGAGGACAGGAGCGUGCUAAGGGGACAACGGGCCCUGUGCUCUGUGACUGCGUGCUCCCAGCACAGCAAGGUGUGUUCAAGGACAUCUGUGCCUCCACAGCAUAAAUUCCUCGCAAAGCUCCAUCUGGGGCCUCUGCAAAAUGGCAGCAAGCCAUUUUUGUACAGCAUGAGGAGAAGAGCGAGCAAUCCGGUCAGUUGUUCUCAUCCCCUCGAACAAGAAACGCCGCUCAGGGAAAGAACGCAGCCUUAACCUUCCGCUUUGUCCUCCUCACCCUGGGAGGAUUUAGGAGCAGAACAGCGAGAGCGGCUGUAGAUGGGGGAGCCUGACUGCCAGGAGCGGCUCUCCAUGGAAGAAGCCUGACUGCCCCCAGGGCUGCUCGCAGCACCGGGAAGCCUCCCAGAGCACCGGGCUGCUGCUUGGGGCGAGGGGGAAGCGGGGCCGGAGCCCUGAGGAGGGGGCGAGGCGGAGGGCGGGGCUGCGUCAGGGGCGACCGUUACAGCACCGGGACGAGGCGGGGGGCAGAUCCGCGGUGAGGGAGGAGGAGGAGGAGAAGGAGGAGGAGGACGACUGGAGGGAUGUGACGCCAGGCAGCGCUCGGCAUUGUGGGAGCGCGCCGCCAGCCCGUCCAGCCGUUCCCGUUGGCCCCGCGGGCGGAGCGCAGGCAGCGGGAGCGGGGCCGCCGCCGCCGGGAGACAUCUUGCUGCCGCCGGGAGCCGCGCUAGUGCUGUUCCAGACCCAACACAGGCAAAAUGUCCAGCAGGGGAGGGAAGAAGAAGUCAACCAAGACUUCACGCUCUGCAAAAGCUGGGGUUAUAUUCCCUGUUGGAAGAAUGCUCCGUUAUAUUAAGAAAGGCCAUCCAAAGUACAGAAUUGGUGUCGGUGCUCCAGUGUACAUGGCUGCUGUACUGGAAUAUCUGACUGCGGAAAUUCUGGAGCUGGCUGGAAAUGCAGCAAGGGACAACAAGAAGGGUCGAGUCACUCCUAGACACAUCCUGUUGGCUGUAGCAAAUGAUGAGGAAUUAAAUCAGCUAUUGAAAGGGGUCACCAUAGCCAGUGGUGGAGUUUUGCCCAAUAUUCACCCAGAGCUGUUGGCAAAGAAGCGGGGCUCAAAAGGAAAACUGGAAGCCAUCAUCACUCCACCUCCAGCAAAGAAGGCAAAGUCUCCAUCACAGAAAAAAACUGUAUCAAAGAAAACAGGUGGAAAGAAAGGAGCAAGGAAAUCCAAGAAGCAGGGAGAAGUGAGCAAAUCAGCCACUGCUGACAGCACAACAGAGGGAACUCCUGCAGAUGGCUUCACAGUCCUGUCCACAAAAAGUCUGUUUCUUGGCCAGAAGUUGCAAGUUGUACAGGCUGACAUUGCCACGAUCGACAGUGAUGCUGUCGUUCACCCGACAAACUCUGACUUCUACACCGGUGGUGAAGUAGGAAGCACUUUGGAAAAGAAAGGUGGCAAGGAGUUUGUGGAAGCUGUCAUUGAGCUUCGGAAAAAGAACGGGCCCUUGGACAUAGCUGGAGCUGUUGUCAGUGCUGGCCAUGGAUUGCCUGCAAAAUUUGUGAUCCACUGUAACAGCCCAGGCUGGGGCUCAGACAAAUGUGAGGAGCUGCUGGAAAAGACGGUGAAGAACUGUUUGGCUCUGGCUGAUGAAAAGAAGCUGAAAUCAAUUGCAUUUCCUUCAAUUGGCAGUGGCAGAAACGGUUUUCCAAAGCAAACGGCUGCGCAGCUGAUCCUGAAAGCCAUCUCCAGCUACUUUGUGUCAACAAUGUCCUCUUCAAUCAAGACGGUGUACUUUGUGCUCUUUGACAGUGAGAGUAUAGGGAUAUACGUGCAGGAAAUGGCCAAACUAGAUGCCAACUGAGCAUAGAAAGCUGCAGUACCAGCCCCUUUCUACCCUUCCUCUUCUCCGAAACCUUAACUCAUUGUGAAGCAGAACAUCCCUUAUUUUAAAUUUUGCUCAUCUAGGGAAAUAAAGGUGGUUUUUUGGAUUUAUUUUAGUUUUGUUUUUUACUUUCUAAAAUGUUUUAUGUUGGCACUGAUAGUUGGCAUUACUGCUGUUAAUGCACUGUAUACCAGGCAUUGUCUGAACUUAGUGUAAUCUAGGAGAUUUUAUAGUUUUAUUUUAAUGAAGUAUGGAUUGAAGCAGGAAGCUGUUAGGAAAAUGUAGUCUUUUACUUGUGAAAGAAACAGGCCGACCCUAUUUUGUAACUGUGUUGUGGUGCUUUAUCAAUACAUCGAGUGGCGUUCCUUUCAUUUUUUAAAAGAACAGAUGCUAUAAACCUAAUUUGUGUUUGUUUAUUGUCUUAAUGAUAAAUCUGGAAGAAAAAGAUACAGAGACCCUCUUGUCCUUAAUUAUAUUUACAAUUUUGAAAUCGUGUGAAUUGAUUUAGUAAAAUGUUUGAACUGUU